Messenger RNA from Pelobates fuscus (common spadefoot toad), 1383 nucleotides. Its product is annotated as trichohyalin-like. The transcript has 3 exons. NCBI's taxonomy places the organism in Eukaryota, Metazoa, Chordata, Amphibia, Anura, Pelobatidae. The record is from RefSeq and is a predicted model, not a curated record. The annotation marks the transcript as partial.
AUGUCCUUGAACCCUGCUGCCACUCGUCUGCAGAACACAUGCCUUAAGGGCCAGAGAGAGAGAGCGAGCGAGCGCAGACGAGAGCGAGCGCAGACGAGAGCGAGCGAGCGCAGACAAGAGAGCGAGCGAGCGCAGACAAGAGAGCGAGCGAGCGCAGACAAGAGAGCGAGCGAGCGCAGACAAGAGAGCGAGCGAGCGCAGACAAGAGAGCGAGCGAGCGCAGACAAGAGAGCGAGCGAGCGCAGACAAGAGAGCGAGCGAGCGCAGACAAGAGCGAGAGCGAGCGCAGACAAGAGAGAGAGCGAGCGCAGACAAGAGAGAGAGCGAGCGCAGACAAGAGAGAGAGCGAGCGAGCGCAGACAAGAGAGAGAGCGAGCGAGCGCAGACAAGAGAGAGCGAGCGAGCGCAGGCAAGAGAGAGCGAGCGAGCGCAGGCAAGAGAGAGCGAGCGAGCGCAGGCAAGAGCGAGCGAGCGAAAGAGCAGGCAAGAGCGAGCGAGCGAAAGAGCAGGCAAGAGAGCGAGAGAAAGCAGGCAAGAGAGCGAGAGAAAGCAGGCAAGAGAGCGAGAGAAAGCAGGCAAGAGAGCGAGAGAAAGCAGGCAAGAGAGCGAGAGAAAGCAGGCAAGAGAGCGAGAGCAAGCAAGAGAGCGAGAGCAAGCAAGAGAGAGCGAGAGCGCAAGAGAGAGCGAGAACGCAAGAGAGAGCGAGAAAGCGAGAGAGAGCGAGAGAGAAAGCGAGAGAGAGCGAGAGAGAAAGCGAGAGAGAGAGAGAGAGAAAGCGAGAGAGAGAGAGAGAGAAAGCGAGAGAGAGAGAGAGAGAGAGAAAGCGAGAGAGAGAGAGAGAGAGAAAGCGAGAGAGAGAGAGAGAGAGAAAGCGAGAGAGAGAGAGAGAGAGAAAGCGAGAGAGAGAGAGAGAGAGAAAGCGAGAGAGAGAGAGAGAGAGAAAGCGAGAGAGAGAGAGAGAGAAAGCGAGAGAGAGAGAGAGAAAGCGAGAGAGAGAGAGAGAGAGAGAAAGCGAGAGAGAGAGAGAGAGAAAGCGAGAGAGAGAGAGAGAAAGCGAGAGAGAGAGAGAGAAAGCGAGAGAGAGAGAAAGCAAGCAGGCGAGAGAGAGAAAGCAAGCAGGCGAGAGAGAGAAAGCAAGCAGGCGAGAGAGAGAAAGCAAGCAGGCGAGAGAGAGAAAGCAAGCAGAGAGAGAGAGAGAGAGAGAGCAGGCAAGAGAGAGAGAGAGAGAGCAGGCAAGAGAGAGAGAGAGAGAGAGAGCAGGCAAGAGAGAGAGAGAGAGAGCAGGCAAGAGAGAGAGAGAGAGAGCAGGCAAGAGAGAGAGAGAGAGAGCAGGCAAGAGAGAGAGAGAGAGCAGGCAAGAGAGAGAGAGAGAGCAGGCAAGAG